AUGGCGCGCACUGUGCUGGGAGGCGGCGUGCUGCUUUGCGCGCUCAGCGUCGUGUUACAGACGCGCGCGCUUACCUUACUGCCGCACGACGUGCGUCCUGGCCAUGCCGUCAGACAUUUUGUAGGCAACCACUCAAGAUACACGCUUCUAGACCCAGAGUACGCGCCCUACUUUACUCUGCUCGAUGACGGCCUACUUAUGACUACAGCUGAUCUAACACCGCUACUCAAUCAACCUGUCAAUUUGGCCAUACUUGAGCAAACUCCUUAUAGUAGUGCAGCUCAUGCCAUUCAUCUCCUAGUUAUGGACCGACGUCAAAUGUUACAGUUUACUUCGGGCUUAUUAAUAGGAGGAAUCCCUGAAAAUGCUCCACCAGGCACUACAGUUGAUCUCCCACCUAUUAGGGCAACGGCUCUUGUCGAUGUGGGUCCAUUAGCAUAUAAAAUCAUCAAAGGAAAUGAAAAUUCUGUAUUUUCUUUAAGACAGAAAGGAAAAACAGACACGAAUACAGAAGUGAAGUCAGUUGUAACGGACGGUGAUGUAGAAAUCGUAGCUAAUAAACCAUUAGAUACUGAGACAAAAAGCUGGUAUGAGCUUGUCAUUCAAGCUACGGACCUCCAUGGCGUAAAUAAGGCCAGUCUUCCAGUUAGGGUAGACGUAGCUAACGAAAAUGACCAUGAGCCACGUUUUGAGCAAGAUGUUUACUACUUUAUUGUGAAUGGAACUACUGAUGAAAAUGGUCCAAAUGGGACUGCACACUGGCCAAGAUUUUCAAAUAUCGGUCAAGUUCAAGCUACUGAUGCCGACAAUGAUCGGGUAUACUAUUCAUUACAAACACCUAGUAAUUUGGUAGUAAUAGUACCUCAGACUGGAGAACUUAUAUUAGCAGGUGAACCUGAUACUCGUGAAGCGGAGUUGAGUGUGAUUGCUCAUGACACAGGCAUUCCACAGCUUAAAAGUCGCCCGGCAAAAGUUUUCCUUGGGUUUAUUGUUCGUGAUCAAAGAGAUUUACCAGUUCUACAUCGUGAAAAGCGUCGUGUAACAAGAGCAGUUAGGCCAACCAAGAGAAUUGAAUUCACUGAAGCAGAUGGUGAAGUAGAGGGACGUGCUGUUUUUACGUUAGAAAAAGAAACUGACCGCGAGACUUUUAAAAUUAGGGACGAAAAUCCGUGGGUUACCGUUGAACCAAGUGGUGUAGUGAAAGUUAAAAAGAAGUGGGACUAUGAGGAACUCGGACCUGAGAAGACCAUUGAUUUUUGGGUGACCAUCACAAACGCGGGAAAUGGAGGUAAGUUUUAA
This is a messenger RNA of Spodoptera exigua (beet armyworm), 1299 nucleotides long. The record is from the annotation of a GenBank genome assembly. NCBI's taxonomy places the organism in Eukaryota, Metazoa, Arthropoda, Insecta, Lepidoptera, Noctuidae.